This is a messenger RNA of Alexandromys fortis (reed vole), 1770 nucleotides long. RefSeq names its product homeobox C9 (gene Hoxc9). Gene Ontology annotation, molecular function: RNA polymerase II cis-regulatory region sequence-specific DNA binding; DNA-binding transcription factor activity, RNA polymerase II-specific. The record is from RefSeq and is a predicted model, not a curated record. Gene Ontology annotation, cellular component: nucleus. The coding region runs from base 113 to 895 and encodes 260 amino acids. The transcript is spliced from 2 exons. NCBI's taxonomy places the organism in Eukaryota, Metazoa, Chordata, Mammalia, Rodentia, Cricetidae. Gene Ontology annotation, biological process: embryonic skeletal system morphogenesis; DNA-templated transcription; anterior/posterior pattern specification.
GCUGCCGGGAAAAGGCUGGAAAAAUAAUUACCUGCCUUGAUUGUUCUGUGAGCAGAUAAAAAGUACAUAUACAGUUCAUACAAUAAUCUUAUGUAUGUAAAACCCUGUUACGAUGUCGGCGACGGGGCCCAUCAGUAACUAUUACGUGGACUCUCUCAUCUCUCACGACAAUGAAGACCUCCUAGCGUCCAGGUUUCCGGCCACCGGGGCUCACCCUGCCGCCGCCAGACCCAGCGGCUUGGUGCCGGACUGUAGCGAUUUUCCGUCCUGUAGCUUCGCGCCCAAGCCGGCAGUGUUCAGCACGUCGUGGGCGCCCGUGCCCUCACAGUCGUCCGUGGUCUAUCACCCGUACGGCCCCCAGCCCCACCUCGGCGCCGACACGCGCUACAUGCGGACUUGGCUCGAGCCGCUGUCCGGCGCCGUCUCCUUCCCCAGCUUCCCGGCCGGGGGCCGUCACUACGCCCUCAAGCCCGACGCCUACCCCGGGCGCCGCGCCGACUGCGGCCCAGGCGACGGCCGCAGCUACCCGGACUACAUGUACGGUUCGCCCGGGGAGCUGCGCGACCGCGCCCCGCAGACGCUGCCCUCGCCCGAGGCGGACGCGCUGGCCGGCAGCAAGCACAAAGAGGAGAAGGCCGACCUGGACCCUAGCAACCCCGUGGCCAACUGGAUCCAUGCCCGGUCCACAAGGAAGAAGCGUUGCCCCUACACCAAGUACCAGACGCUGGAACUGGAGAAGGAAUUUCUCUUCAAUAUGUAUUUAACCAGGGACCGACGAUACGAGGUGGCCCGUGUUCUCAAUCUCACUGAGCGGCAGGUCAAAAUCUGGUUUCAGAAUCGGAGGAUGAAGAUGAAAAAGAUGAAUAAGGAGAAAAGCGACAAGGAGCAAUCCUAAGCCUGCCCCAGCCUGCUGCCAACACAGCCAAGGAAAACAUAAAACCCCACAGAAAUGUCCCAGCCUAGGCGGCAGAAAGCACGAGAAGGAAAGAGCAAGAUAGAGAAAAGCCCACCGUCUUAAAAAGAAAAAAGGAAACUCUGGCGAUGUGGGAGGGCUAAGUGCUGAGGAAUUGGUGUUUAGAGGUAGUUCUAUCCAGCGACCAGGAGGCAGGAGAAACUGCAUUCUCUUCCCCCCAGCGCAAGCGAAAUAAAUGACACACACACACAAAUGUGAUUUUUCCCUUCUUUCUUCAAAGAAGCCAGUAUUUGAAUCUCUGUGUGUGUGUGUCUUUCUGUGUCUCUGUCUCUCUCUAUGUCUGUCUCUCUGUCUGUCUCUGUCUCUCUCUCUCUCUCUCUUAUUUGGUCUGGGCCAUUUCUUCCUGGGCCGUGGGAGCUCUGUGGGCAGAUUUUAUACAAAAAGACACACACACAAUGAUGGUUUCCAGCCAGAGCUGAGGGGUGAGAGCCCGAUCGUAGGGCUGGGUCAGACUGCACAGGCAGGCUGGUUCCUCAGGCUUGUAUAGAACCGUGUUCUUCUCAUCCUAGUGCCCCCUCCAGCGCGUCCUGUAAUGUGCUUCUGUUUGUUACAGUAGAGCAACUCUGUUAAUAUAUCGAAGUCACUUAAAAAAAAAAAAAACAGAAAUUCAACUGCAUCUAGUUCUCGUCGUCUUUAUUUCUCUUCACCCGUGGCUCUGUGGACGAGGCAAGGGCUUAAUCCUCUAAGGGAAGCUGGAGCCAGAACCAGAGAAGGGGCUCCUUCUACCUCCGAAGGGCAAAGGCCUGCAGCUUCUCUCCAGGCAGGGCAGAAUGGGAGGGGGGCUCCUUGGAAGGGAA